CCUUCUUCAUAAUAUUCUUUUGAAGAUAUCUUCUCUACAACGUGGUCGGUGGUGGGCCGUGCGCGUUAUGACAAGUGAUAACGGUAACCGGAAAUCUCAAUUUUUUCAAACCUCGAAGGGUUAAAUCAGAUGAAUAAAAAAAUUGUUAAAUGUCUGUUGUCUUAAGUUGAUUAUUUUGUUAUGGUCUACAAAUAGCGCUAAAUGGCAGUACGUCGAUUAGUUUGAAAAAAUAUAGGUAAUAUGGUAGAAUUUUGAAUAAUUAUGUACUAAUUGAUCACAUUAUUUUCUAUACAUCUUUAAUUUUUCUAUGGACAAUUUUUAAAAGAGUAACAUAUUAGAAACUAUGGAAGUGAAAAAAACAAAAAGAUUAAUUGACGAGGAUGAAAUUGAGAAAAAAGAGUUGUCUUUGCCACAAAAGAAAUAUUACAGACAAAGGGCUCAUUCAAAUCCAAUUGCAGACCAUGAUUUUGAUUAUCCUAGUUGUCCAGAUGCCUAUGACUGGUCAGCAUUGUAUCCUGAUGUGAUUAAUGAAAAUUCUAAGAUUUAUAAUAAAAGUGUAGAAAUGUUGGACAUUGGUUGUGGAUACGGUGGACUCUUAGUCACACUUUCACCAAUGUUUCCAACUUCUUUAAUUCUUGGAAUGGAAAUACGGGUUAAAGUUUCUCAGUACGUAAUAGAGAGAAUAAAAGCAUUAAGAGUAAACCAACCAAAUUGUUAUGAAAACAUUGCUUGUAUUAGAACAAAUGCAAUUAAAUAUUUACCAAACUUCUUUAAAAAAGGCCAAAUAAAGAAAAUGUUUUUCUUAUACCCAGAUCCUCAUUUUAAAAAGUCUAAACACAAAUGGAGGAUCAUUAAUGAUACAACAUUAUCAGAGUAUGCUUAUGUACUUGCAGAAGGAGCAAUGGUGUAUACAGUUACUGAUGUAAAAGACUUACAUGAAUGGAUGACUCAACAUUUCUCAGAACACUGUCUUUUUGAACCUGUUGAUGAAGAAUGUUUAAAAGAAGAUCCCAUAGUAGACAAACUUUAUGAGAGUUCAGAAGAAGGUAAAAAAGUCACAAGAAAUAAUGGAGAUAAAUUUUUAGCAGUUUUUAGAAGGAAGAAGAAUCCAGAUUCUUAAUUGAAUUUCGGUUAUGACUAAAUUGUCUGACGAUUAUUAAAAUUAAAUAUUUUUUCCUAAACAUUAAAAUAUAAUAAUUUAAAACAAAUU
Adelges cooleyi (spruce gall adelgid) is the source of this 1210-nucleotide messenger RNA. RefSeq names its product tRNA (guanine-N(7)-)-methyltransferase. The transcript is spliced from 7 exons. Gene Ontology annotation, cellular component: tRNA methyltransferase complex. The record is from RefSeq and is a predicted model, not a curated record. The coding region runs from base 344 to 1120 and encodes 258 amino acids. Gene Ontology annotation, biological process: tRNA methylation; RNA (guanine-N7)-methylation. Gene Ontology annotation, molecular function: tRNA (guanine(46)-N7)-methyltransferase activity. NCBI's taxonomy places the organism in Eukaryota, Metazoa, Arthropoda, Insecta, Hemiptera, Adelgidae.